Sphaeramia orbicularis (orbiculate cardinalfish) is the source of this 631-nucleotide messenger RNA. RefSeq names its product deleted in malignant brain tumors 1 protein-like. Gene Ontology annotation, molecular function: serine-type endopeptidase activity. Gene Ontology annotation, cellular component: plasma membrane. The record is from RefSeq and is a predicted model, not a curated record. The transcript has 5 exons. Gene Ontology annotation, biological process: zymogen activation. Lineage: Eukaryota; Metazoa; Chordata; Actinopteri; Kurtiformes; Apogonidae. The annotation marks the transcript as partial.
ACUGACAGAAGAGACCACCACAGGACUGGACAUGGACCACAGACUGAGGAUCAUCUGGAUGUCCUUCUGGGUCAGAGUGUGUCUCCUCUUCACCUCCUCUUUACCUGCUGCAGGAGUUCAGAUCAGACUGGCUGGUCCUGGUUCUACUCGGUGCUCUGGUAGGGUUGAGGUCUUCCAUGGUGGUACCUGGGGAACAGUCUGUGAUGAUGGAUGGGACUUAAAUGAUGCUCAGGUGGUUUGUAAACAGCUGAACUGUGGGACGGCGCUGAGAGCCCCAGGCUCCGCCCACUUUGGUCACGGUUCUGGUCGAAUCUGGCUCGAUGAUGUGGCCUGUUCAGGAAAUGAGAGUUCUCUGACUGAGUGUCCACACCCAGGAUUUGGAACAGAGGACUGUGAACACCGUGAGGACGCUGGUGUCAUUUGUUCAGAUCACAUCAGACUGGUUGGUCCUGGUUCUACUCGGUGCUCUGGUAGGGUUGAGGUCUUCCAUGGUGGUACCAGGGGAACAGUCUGUGAUGAUGGAUGGGACUUAAAUGAUGCUCAGGUGGUUUGUAGACAGAUGAACUGUGGGACAGCAGAUUUGGAACAGAGGACUGUGAACACGAUGAGGACGCUGGUGUCAUUUGUUCAG